Molecule: messenger RNA, 3378 nt
Organism: Branchiostoma belcheri (Belcher's lancelet)
Lineage: Eukaryota; Metazoa; Chordata; Leptocardii; Amphioxiformes; Branchiostomatidae
Product: soluble guanylate cyclase 88E-like
Exons: 20
Coding region: 847-3210 (787 amino acids)
Biological process (GO): cGMP biosynthetic process; nitric oxide-cGMP-mediated signaling; response to oxygen levels
Cellular component (GO): guanylate cyclase complex, soluble
Molecular function (GO): heme binding; guanylate cyclase activity; oxygen sensor activity
Source: RefSeq, a predicted model, not a curated record
GCCGCUGCACCGACGCUGUUUUUUUUUAUGAUCUGGAAAUUCAAGUAGUCAGGUUGUAAAUUGGUGUAGAUUUGUACGUGUGCGGUUCGAAGUGCGAUGUUGAACAGACGACAAGUUCGGUUUCCAUGACGACCGCUGACUAACUGUCGUCUGCAGGGAUCUGACACGGACAAGUGAGAGGAAACUCCAGGGGAUUACAGUAAGGAUCUGCCACAGACACACCUACUGGGAAGUUUGAUUGACACCUCCUACAGACGGCGGAGGGCGAGCAUCUGUUACCCCGCGCUAACACUGACGAACCGCGCGUCAGUAGAGUCAGUUCCCCGGAGCGUGCACCGCUGUUUAGGCGGCAUCCCCGAUCUCUCUCUCCCGUUCAACGUCAAGUAACAUCCGCAUCUUGGGUUACCGUAAGAAGCCAGCCUGCUGGGACUGAAAGUGUCAUCCGGUCCGGCUGAAUUACCGAGAGGAGAGAGCGAGCGUUCUAUCUACUGGAGGGCGGUCAAUGAUGCAACAACCUUAGCGAGGAACGGUGCAAUGGCAGUCCUUGGGAAGAGGGUGGCCCGGCCCGCGCACUGACCCGCGGAACCGCCGGCGAAUGAGGAAACAUCCCCCGGUCGUGCCAAACGGCAGCUUUUCGCGGGGAUAGGAACGGAGCCCUGAAGGCAUAGCCAACAUUCCAGCCUUCGCUGUCCGGACGACUAUUGCAGGGCUGCCUGUCACAGAAAGGACACACAGGGGGGAACGUGUUUGGAUUGCGUCCUGUCCCCGAACGGCGGAAGCUAGCUAUCCAAGGGCGCGGAAUUUGACUUGCCGGUCGAGAGAGACUGCACAGCUGCCGGUGGAAUAAUGUACGGGCUGCUGCUUGAAUCCAUCAACGAGUACAUCAAGGAAGCUUACGGGGAAUCCGUAUGGAAGCUGAUCAGGGAACGGGCACUCUGCCCGCAUCAUUCAUUCGUAACGCACCAGGUUUACGGGGAGCAUGAGAUCCCGAAGAUCGCCCGUGCGGCGGCCGAGGUGACGGGUGUGGACCUGCCCGACCUGAUGGACGCGUUCGGCGUGACGUUCGUCAGCUUCGUGGGACAGUACGGCUACGACAGGAUACUCAGGGUGCUGGGCAGACAUGUCCGAGACUUUCUCAACGGGCUGGACAAUCUACACGAGUAUCUACGGUUCAGCUACCCAAAGUUGCAGCCUCCAAGCUUCUUCUGUGAAGAGGAAUCGUCCAUGGGGCUGACUCUACAUUAUAGGAGCAGGAGGCGGGGUUUCGUGCACUAUGUCAAAGGUCAACUCAGACAAGUCGGUUUCCUGUUUUAUCAAACAGAGAUAAACGUGGAGGUUAUAAGGGAGACUGACCAUGUACACGCUGAAGGGCUCACACACGUCAUUUUCAGAUUACAUUUCAACAACAAGGCGUUUAGAAUUAAUCGGCAUCAUUUAGGAAACGCCUGCACAGACAAUCUUCUUCCUGUUAGGAGCGACGUCUUCUUUGAGGUGUUCCCCUUUAAUGUGGUGUUCGGCGAGGACAUGCUGAUCAAGAGGGUGGGCAUCGGGCUGCAGAACAUCUUCGAGAAGCUAGAGGGCAGGCGGAUAGACGAAUCCUUCACCUUGAACAGGCCACUCGUGAAGUUCACGUGGUCGAACGUGUUGAAUCAUACGAAUAACCUGUUUGAGUUGGUUUCGCGACUGCCAAUCGAACGUACGGGCCUUCAUGGGAGAAACAGCAUGGGCGACGAAGGGUCUGGUAAUCUCAUGCACAAUAAAGUACAUGCUCAUAAGCAGGCCACACGGCGGCGCUGCCCGUGGUAUGGUUUAGGUGUUCCUUCUAUCGAGAACGGGUACGGGAAUGGUGAGGAGGAGGUGGGGAACGGGGGCAAAGCCGUGCCACUGGACACGUCUCUGGAACUGAUGGCCUUUCAGACAGUCACAGGAGACGCCCUGGAGGGUUUCAACACGCUAGCCAAUGAGAACGACCGGUGCCUUACGCUGAAGGGGCAGAUGAUGUUCAUGGAGGACUGGAAGAGUGUCAUCUUCAUCGGUACCCCCAUUAUGGAGAACCUGGAACAGAUGUUCAUGACCGGCCUGUACAUUAAUGACCUGAGCAUGCACGACUCCAGCCGAGAUCUGGUUCUCGCCGGGACCCAGCAGUCGGCCGAGCUCAAACUCGCCUUGGACCAAGAGCAACAGAAAAGUUCUAAGCUGGAGGAGAGUAUGAGGAUGCUGGACGUGGAGAUGAAGAAGACGGACGAGCUGCUGUACCAGAUGAUCCCCAAAGCCGUGGCGGACAGGCUCAGGAAGGGAGAGGCGUCCGUGGAAACAUGCGAGUCUCACGCUGCAUAUUUUCAGGUGUUCCAAGAGGUGACCAUACUCUUCAGUGACGUGGUCGGCUUCACCAAGAUCUGCAGCCGCAUCACGCCCAUGCAGGUUGUAUCCAUGCUCAACUCCAUGUACACGCUGUUCGACCAACUCACGGAGAAGCACAAUGUCUACAAGGUAGAGACAAUAGGAGACGCCUACAUGGUUGUAUCAGGUGCUCCGGAGAAGACCCGGUUCCACGCGCACUACGUGGCCGACAUGGCUCUGGACAUGCUCAGGUCGAUGAAGCACCUUCAGGACCCUUCUACGGGGGACACCCUGCAGAUAAGAAUAGGGGUGCACUCCGGCAUGGUGGUGGCGGGGGUAGUGGGGCUGAAGAUGCCCAGGUGGUGUCUGUUUGGCGACACCGUUAACACAGCAUCGCGCAUGGAAAGUAGUGGCCAGGGAAUGCACAUCCACAUCAGUGAAACCACCAAGGCUCACUUGGACGAGGAGCCUUACGUCAUUGUAGAGAGAGGGACUGUCACAAUCAAGGGUAAAGGUGAGAUGAAGACCUACUGGCUGAAGGAGAAGUCUGGGGACGAGCCCGUGGAGACGCUGGACGCCCCGUUCCUGACCAACUCCAGCGAGAACGAGUCGGACGACGGGUCACGUGAUAGUUCCAGGAUAUCCACCUACAACCCCGUCUUCUCUGAUGACGUCAUCAAGAAGCACCAGGACGCCCCGACCAUCGCCAUCGAGGAGGAAGACGCGCCGGAAAAGGAUCCUUCGCAGCGCGGCAAAGUCGAAGGAACGAAGGUAAAGACCAGUGCUGCGGCGCAAGAGACUAAAGCGGAGAAGAAAGAAGAAAACCAGAAGCCGGCCAGACACAGGAGUAACAUCUGUAGUCUGCUGUAGAUUAUAACGCCGCACAUGAAAAUUUUCACUGCACGUAAUUUUAUCUUUAACGGACAUAUACAGUAAUUUCAGUUUUGGUGCCUUUGAACCCAAAAUCCUAUUUGCAAAAGGUGAUCAAUUGGUUUCUACCAGUCCCGCACACAUAGGGGUGAUAUUUGACCCAAAUCC